This is a messenger RNA of Cavia porcellus (domestic guinea pig), 3452 nucleotides long. RefSeq names its product zinc finger CW-type and PWWP domain containing 1 (gene Zcwpw1). Gene Ontology annotation, molecular function: zinc ion binding. Gene Ontology annotation, cellular component: nucleus. The record is from RefSeq and is a predicted model, not a curated record. Lineage: Eukaryota; Metazoa; Chordata; Mammalia; Rodentia; Caviidae. The transcript is spliced from 17 exons. The coding region runs from base 1378 to 3252 and encodes 624 amino acids.
CACCCACCGUAGGCGGGGGACGGGGAGCUGGUGUGAAAAGGUCUCCUUGACACCCGACCCUUGUUCCUGAGGAAUGAGUCUCAGCGGUCUCCGCCCGGCUCUAAACCCAACAACCUCCCUACCCCGCCUCCUUCCUCCCCCUAGUGGGCAGCGCCUGCGCACAGUGCCCCUUUUGGGCUUGCGCGCCUAGAGGCAGCACGUGCUGGAGAUGAUGCCCCGCCCUCCGUCUUGGGGGCAGGGACAUUACGUUGCUUCCUCAGGUUUGGUAUACGCUGCAAGCGUCAGCGCGACUUGGGGGGCGUAGCCUCCCAGCGAAAGGGGCGGCCCUUAUGAAUUAUUCACGACAGACGGUGUUCCCCCCGCCCACGUAGGUCUUCUAUAAGGGAGCGCAAGGGGUGCACUUUAAUGGGGAGGAACGCGGCGCAGUGACCAUCUUACUACGAACUAUUCUCAAUAACAUGCGAUAGACCAUUUAAACUCGGAAAUACCUGCUGAGUUGGAAAAAACAAACACUAAAACAGCUAAAGUUGUCUAACUUCCUCUUCUCCGAAAUGGCUGAGUCGUUCUCUUGCUCCUGCGCGAUCGUUCCCAACUGGGAUCACCUGGUUACACCACGCUUUCCUCUCUGCCUCCGCCCACUAUCCGGAGCCUGCCCUGCGUGAGAGCCCGUCCAUCCUCGGCUCCCAGCUGUUCUCCACCGUCACCAGCUUGCACACGGGCCUUCCAGACUUGAGUGGCGGCUUGGGGCUUCCUUAUAUAAGAGCGAGGGCGGGUGGGUAAGGGGACUUUCCCGUUUUGAAGCCACUGCUUCGGCUAAUGGGAAGCAGCAGCGAAUGGACGCCGUUUCUCUGGGGUGAUAGGUGGCCUAGCCGCCCAGUCAACUGAAAGUUUAGUUGCAGGCGGUAGAGGCGAGAAUUGAGCUCAAGAUCAUCUCAAAUUAGAUGGGAAUAAAGGCGUGAAAGAGACUAGAAGAAAGACUAGGACGCCGCAAGAGAAAUGGAAGGAAAAAGCAGUCUGGUGUAGAUAGGGAAACUAGUGAAAUAAACGUAAUUCAAGAAUAAUCAGGCGUUGUUGCUGCAGCCUAAAUAUAAACGAAAUCAGCAAGCAUCAUGGGACUUGUAGUCUUCGGGAGUGUUAGCAGAUAACGAAAUGGCCCAGCUACGCAAAUGCAGACGCGGGCGUCCAGGUGCGCAUGUGCUCAGAGUCCUGGAGCACGCCGCUGGGGCGGAGCUUGUCAACGUCUUCGCGCCUUCUCCUAGUGGCGGGAAAAGUAGAUCGAGGUUGGAGUUUGCAGAAUCGCUGCAACAACUCGCGCUGCUCCUCGCCUUUAGGUCCUCCUCGCCCCGUAAGGCAAAGAAAGUGUCAUUUCUGAGAUGAAUGAUGGCAACACUGCAGAAGAAAGAGGAAUGUGGAAAGGGACCAAAGAAAGCCUUUGCUCCACCUACACAAAAAUUGCAUAGCAUGAUACCUAGUAGCCCUGAUUCACCCAAAGAGACUCUGGGGAUCGGUUCCUCAAAGGCUGAGGCCAAGCCGAGACAACCAAAGGCCAGACUAGAGAAGAAGGAGAAGGCUGUCAGCGAGAAUGGUCCAAGGCUUGGCCGUGAGAAGAAGGGAAAGGCUCAAGACAGGAAGCCAAUAGAGAAGAAUGGAAAGGAAAAAUUAAUUCUUACCAAUGCAGAAUUUGAGGAGAUUGUCCAGACUGUGCUACGCAAGUCCCUCAAGGAGUGCUUGGGGAUGGGAUCUGGCCUUAAUUUUACAGAGUCAUCUUGUGUAAAGACAACAGUGUGUAUCCAGUCGGACAAAGAACCAGAAAUUGUUGCUUCCGAUACUGAUAAUGAUAAUGCCAGUGGGGAGAAGAUAAUGGUACCUCAUACAUCAGAGAUUUCAGCUUCUCUGGAAGGUGAAGUUACCCCUGAGAUAAGGGCAUCUGAGCCAGGCCAAGCAAUUCCUAAAGUCUCUGAGAAGAAACUUAACAGGCUUGACUUAAGCAAAAGAAAGAAGGAGGCUCAAGAUGAAAAAAUGGAGACACCUCAAGGUAGACGCAAGCACAGACAGAGAGACCGACUGGGAUACAGGAUUCAGAAUCAUUCUCAGUCCAGAAAUCAGCAAAAAAGAAAAGGAAAUGGUUUUGGUCAUUGUAUAGUCUGGGUUCAGUGCUCCUCUCCAAACUGUAGGAAAUGGAGGCAGCUGUGUGGGAACAUUGACCCCUCAGUUCUCCCAGAUAAUUGGUCCUGUAACCAGAAUACAGACUUGGAAUAUAAUUGCUGUGACAUUCCUGAGGUGGCCUGGACAGGGAAUGAGAGUGAAGUGGUCUAUGCCUCCUAUGUUCCAGGAUCCCUCAUCUGGGCCAAGCAAUAUGGUUACCCCUGGUGGCCAGGCAUGGUAGAAUCUGAUCCUGACUUGGGGGAAUAUUUUCUUUUUGCUUCUCAUCUUGAUUCUCUUCCGACUAAGUACCAUGUGACUUUUUUUGGAGAAACGGUUUCUCGUGCUUGGAUUCCAGCGAACAUGCUAAAGAAUUUCCAAGAGCUAUCUCUGGAGCAAACAGGAGUGAAAAAGUGCAGGAACAAGGACUACACGCAGCAACUGGAAGUAGCCAUAGUGAUGGCUCAUAAAGCAAAGCAGACUGGCAUUCAGGAGCGGGUUAACUUGUUUGGCUUCUGGAAUCGAUACUGUGGACCUGACAGGAGUGAAGAAAAAAGAGGUUUAAUGGUAUCUGGACUCAGGGCUAAUAGCCCUGAGUCCAUCAUGGAGAAGGAAAAGGAGUUAGACAUGGAGGACAAAGAGAAAAAAGACCCAACUUUUCCUGGUCCCAAGUCAGCCAAGAUAAAGACCAAAAACCCAAAACCAAAAGGCAUGGCAGAUGGACAAGACAAGAUCCUGAAAAAGAAGGUAACCAAGAGAUGUCUGUACAAUGAAACCUCAGUGCCCCCUGUACCUAUCAUCGAAAGAAAAGCAGGGCAGAGGACUGCAGAUCUGGACCAACCAGAACCUAAGAAGAGAUUUCAAGUUCCCCAAAUCAAGACUUCAGCAACCAUCCUGUCUGAGGAAAAGGAAGUUGGAAUGGUGCCAAAGGGUCUUACCCCACCAACUCAUCCCAGAGCCUUUCCUUUGCUGGGGACAGAAAGCCCCCAGGAGCCAGUGAUUCAGGAGCCUGGAAGUGUCUGUCUUGAAGAUGAAGCCUCUAGUGACCUGGACCUGGAGCAAAUCAUGGAAGAUAUUGGAAGAAAGUCUGAAGAAAGAGGGGAGUUGUGAGACUGACAUGGUGCCAGGGAUUCACUGUGGCCUCCUUUGAUAAGUAAUGGUGCUCUCCUGCCCGCUUCUUGUUCUCUCUGAAGUAACAGGGAAAGCCUUUCAGUUCAGUUUCUGACACGUUCCUAAAUGUUUGGGUUACUAAUUGCUGACAAGGUUCAAGAGCUUUGCACUUUAUGUUAAUAAAGUGGGUUAUAUUUGUG